Acanthisitta chloris (rifleman) is the source of this 492-nucleotide messenger RNA. Its product is annotated as probable phospholipid-transporting ATPase IM. The record is from RefSeq and is a predicted model, not a curated record. The annotation marks the transcript as partial. The transcript has 3 exons. Lineage: Eukaryota; Metazoa; Chordata; Aves; Passeriformes; Acanthisittidae.
AUUGGCUUGGACACCUCUUACUGGACAGUUGUGAACCAGUUCUUUAUCUGGGGCAGCCUUUCUGUUUACUUUGCUAUCACCUUCACCAUGUAUAGCGAUGGCAUGUACCUGAUCUUCACAGCCUCCUUUCCCUUCAUUGGUACGGCUCGAAACACCCUCAGCCAACCAAAUGUGUGGCUAGCAAUCUUCCUCAGCAUCACCCUCUGUGUGCUGCCGGUGGUUGGCUUUCGAUUCCUGAAGGCUCAGUUAAAGCCGACUCCCAGUGACAAAGUCCUGCUUAAGAUCAAAGAAGCCAAAAAGCGGCCCCCUCCACCCUCACCCAAGAGACGCCUGCGUCGGACCAGCACCCGCCGCUCUGGCUAUGCCUUCUCUCAUCAGCACGGCUUUGGAGCACUCAUUACGUCUGGAAGAAACAUGCGGCCAAAAUCACCUUUUGCCACAACAGGAACAUUUUCACCAAAUAGUGACAAAUACAAACACAAAGGAUUGUGA